Molecule: messenger RNA, 5976 nt
Organism: Centropristis striata (black sea bass)
Lineage: Eukaryota; Metazoa; Chordata; Actinopteri; Perciformes; Serranidae
Gene: marchf8
Product: membrane-associated ring finger (C3HC4) 8
Exons: 9
Coding region: 365-2182 (605 amino acids)
Biological process (GO): antigen processing and presentation of peptide antigen via MHC class II; immune response; protein polyubiquitination
Cellular component (GO): cytoplasm; late endosome membrane; early endosome membrane
Molecular function (GO): MHC protein binding; zinc ion binding; ubiquitin protein ligase activity
Source: RefSeq, a predicted model, not a curated record
UCUGUUAGUUGGAAUAUGGACCAACAUUUGGUCCAAUGCAGCUAUGCGCCCAUCCACACUGAGGCUCCUCUGUCUCCGCUGCGCCUCUCGCUUUAUUAAAUCCAACCGGAGGCGGCUGACGGUCGGUCGGUCGGUCGGACAGGCGGACGUGCGUCUGGACUGUGAUGGGAUGUGAAUGUGUGAGAAUUUGCUUUUUUUAUUGCCCGCUGUAGAAGCCAAGAGUCGGUCCCUAGCGACGGUCACCGUAGCCUGUUGUGAUUAAGGGCAGCACGGGCAAGGUGUCACAGUUUGGACCAACAUGCCCUUUGGUCUGGCAGCAGGACAGGAAGUGUGUGUGUGAGCGCCCCUGGUUGGCUCUGCUGGGAUGAACAUGCCACUGCACCAAAUCUCUGUCAUCCCCCGUGAUGUCACUUCAUCACGGGUGUCGGGCAAUGGGAAAGCUAAGGACAAGGACAAGGACAAGGACAAGCAGAAUGAAAAGCCUCUGGGUCAUUCUGCAAGCAGGUCCAGCAAUAUAUCAAAGGCAGGGAGCCCGACCUCAGUCAACGCUCCAUGCAGUUUCUCCAGGUCGUCGGUUUCCCCUUCCAGCCAGGACAUCUGCAGUCAGGAUCAGGACGGUCAGAAGCAGACUACAGUGGUUCUGUUGAAUGCAAACGGUAAAAGCUGUCAAGGUUCAGGAGGUAUUUCAGUGACCACCAUCUGCACAGACGCCCUACAGGCCUCCAAACAUGCCAAACAACGAGACUGGCUCUCCCUGCUCCGCCCCUCCUCUGUCAACAUCCGCCCCAGCAGCCCGCUCAGGUUUUCUGUGUCUCUGAACGAUGUGGGCCAACGCGUGGACAGUCUUUGUCGAGGUUUGCACUUCAUAGACCGCACAUGCUCGGAGGGAGAGCUGGAGCUGAAGCCGGAGCCGGAGCCCGCUCAAUCACCUUCGGAUCGAAGGGCGCACACACUCAAUGGCAAACUGGCUGCAGCACCCACACACCAAAACCCAAAUCCCGUCUUCUCAACAUGCAUCCAUCCCCACCUAGUCCCCUCCUUCACCAACAACUACAAAUACAUGUUAGGCCCCUCUCCCCCCAAUUGUCUCCUACCUGACCCGGCCAUCAUCGCCCCUCCUCCUCCUCCUCUUACCAACACACACCUCCACCCUCAUCCCUCUCCGAACGCCAACUUCCUCCGUCUCCUCCUCCCCUUCUCUCGAUCCUCUACCUCGGCCAGCCUGCAGUGCUCUGAGAUGGGCAGCUAUGCCUCUCACCUCCACAUCAAGUCUUCUAGCGCCGUGCUCGAUGGCAGUGAGGCAGGGUUUCCCGUCGAGGAACUACUGGGAGAUGACGAUGUGUUUGAGGAAGACUCGCCCAAUCCAGCUCCAGUGGGACGGAGCCAGCUGACCACCCCAGAUAAAGUCACUGAGGCUGGGACAGGUGCUCUUCUAGCCCCUCUGUGCUUUAUGGAUGAGGACAGUGACUUGGACUGCUGCCCGUCCCCUUUGUCAGAGAAAACUGGGCCACUAUCACCCUAUUCACUUUCUGGAGACUGGUGCAGGAUUUGUCACUGUGAAGGGGAUGACGAGAGUCCUCUGAUCACACCAUGCCACUGCACGGGGAGCCUGCGCUUCGUCCACCAGGCCUGUCUACAGCAGUGGAUCAAGAGCUCCGACACUCGCUGCUGUGAGCUCUGUAAAUAUGAGUUCAUCAUGGAGACCAAGCUCAAACCGCUGCGCAAGUGGGAGAAGCUACAGAUGACAGCGAGCGAGAGAAGGAAGAUCAUGUGUUCGGUCACCUUCCAUGUCAUCGCCAUCACCUGCGUGGUGUGGUCGCUCUACGUCCUCAUCGACAGGACAGCGGAGGAAAUCAAACAAGCCGGAAGAAUCCCAGGGAUCCUGGAAUGGCCUUUCUGGACCAAGCUGGUGGUGGUGGCCAUCGGCUUCACGGGUGGACUGGUGUUUAUGUACGUCCAGUGCAAAGUCUACAUCCAUCUAUGGAGGAGACUCAAGGCUUACAACCGGGUCAUAUACGUCCAGAACCGUCCAGACACAUGUAAAAAGCUGGCGCUGGAGAAGCCGCCUCUCAUGGAGCCCAGUCUGGAGAGCAAGGAGGCUCUGGCGCCGAACCAGUCGGACACAAACUCGUCCCAGUACACAGAGACAGAGGACUACAGUAUGGAGGUGCUCCAUGUCUGACCACUCAGUCCAUUGGUUGUAUGCUACACACACAAACAGGCCCACAGUGAAGAGCAGCCGUCAUGGAAAUGAUUGGUGACUGAGGAAAGACCACACACUCCCCUUCCUUCCUCUGAUCCCAGACUGUCCCUCUGUCCUCUUCUGGUCGACUUAUAUUCACAAAUCAAAGACGGACAGACUAUCUUAUUCUUUCCUAUUGGACCCUAUCCCUCCCUCCUACCUGAACCCUCUAUCCACAUUCCCGCCUCUUUCCUUUCCAUGGACCGGACUGUUUUUAUUGACUUCUGUAAAUGUCUGAAGAGGCCUGGAGCAUACCACUUUACACACACACACACACGCACGCACAUGCACGCACACACACACACAAACGCACAUGCACACACACACACACACACACACACACACACACUUGUGCACCUCUGGGAGAGCAGGACUGAGACAAAAAGACUCACAAACGGCUCCAGAGGAAACGUCUCUGAUGCGUGGUUUCUUUGCUUGUGGGUUUGUUAGAUUUUUUUGGUUUUACCUCUUGUGGGCUAACCUGCCGUGGAUCAGUAUGUAGCGCCGCACAUCGGAUCUCUGGAACAUUCCAGCUACUGCCAUCUCUGUUGCUGCGGUCCGUCAGCUCCGAGCUGGUCUGCAUCCGAUCAGGCCUUGAUCUGGACAUGCAUCGAAGCACUUUUGUUUUUUAGUUCCCACAACAAAUCCCCUCCCCUCCUUUUGCUCCUGUUUUCUCUUUAAUAUGAAUUAAGUCUUACUGUAUAUGUUGUACGUUCGGGAGCGCACAUUCGAACUCCUGUUUUAUUUGACAUUUCCUCAAACACACCUAUACAUACAUGUUAACCCUCCCAUGGAUGACAAAAAAGGAAAAGGGGGUUAACAAAUGGAACCAUGCUGAAAGAAACAUUUGAGUGUUUUAGUCAAAAAUAGACAAAAUGAGUUUUGAAUAUGACGUCAGGCUCAAAGCUCUAAAUGCAGAUCAUGGAAAAUCCAGCCACAUGACUUCUUCUCUACCCCAAUAUGAACUUUCUGAAGGCUUUGAGAAUGUAAACUUUUUUUAAAAAAUGAUUAAAAAAAAUAAAGAAAAUGUAUAAAGAAAAAAGAAAAACAACAUUUUUUACUGGUCACAGGAAAUUGCAAGAUAAUUUCCGUGUCUUGAGAACAUUACGAGAGCCUUUGGGCAUAAACAGCGUCACUCGUGUUUUUCUAUCAUGCGAAUGACACAGUAUUUACAGUGUGAUAUUCCAUGUGCAGUUUUUAAUAUGUUGAUUUGUUUACUUAGUCACGGGAUGCGCCCUGAGAAAUCCACAGCUGCCUUUUUUCAGUCUGUCCGCUGGUUCCUCCCACUGUGCAGCAAUGCAUCCACUCACCCUCAAGAGAUAGUUUUGAUUAAAAAGCAGGCAGACUGUAAGUGUGUGCAUUUGAAUUUGACUGCUCUAAAUAAGCUUUCAGGACCCGCAAAUUUAUAAUCCAUCCCGUCAGUGUUGUUAUCCUCACACAGAGUAUAAGAUCUGAUGUUUGGUUGUGACGCAUAGGAUCAUUACGGAGCGUUCCAGACGAGCAGAAGUCUCAGUUUCACAGUGAAAGUGUCUUGUUUCUUCUUGCCAGACUCUCCUCACAUGGUGGAGCGUCUAUUUUAGUGUUUAAUCACAAGACAGCCAGCAUGUUGCCUCCCAUUUGAUUGAGUGUUUUUUUCACAUCUGGCUCAAAUGAGACAAUUUGUUUCAACACUUUAAUUUCUUAUUCAUUUUUUAAAGGAAGCACAGCUGGAAUACUCAGCAUUUAUGAUUUUUUUUAUGAGUGACUUAGGGUCAUCAAUUUCCUUUUUUUUUCUUUUUUUUUUUUUUUUUAAAUAAAGGCAAUGCAUCCAUACAUUUGCAGCCUGUGACAGAUGCACUCAGUGGCCAAUUUAUUAGGUACACCUAUAUAAUUGUAUACAAUCCAUUGCAGGUCUUCAGCCUUAAAGGUUAUGAUGCCCUUAAUGUUUAUUUCAAUUAUAUGUUUAGCAUUGAGAUAAUAGUAGUGUUGUUGUACCAGACUGCAUUGUACUGAGGUGUUUCUAAUAUUAUCGUAAAUAUAAUACAAUAUCCUGCCCCUUAUGUGUAUAAAUAGGGAGGACAAAAAAAUAGAAACGGCACAACACCACUGCAAACUACAACCUCAAUAAGAAACGUAUAAUUGAAUUGACGCAUUCUUGGCAAUGUCAAUAAAAUAUAAACAUUAUAAGCUAUGUUAACGUAGAAUUUACGGCAGAGCUGUUGCAUUGUAUAGGUAAACUUCAUAAGGUCACUGAGUUUACAUCCAGUAUGCAUCAUGUCUCAUUGAUAAGCUGACUGCAGCGCCGCCUGCUGGUGAGAAGCUGGCGGUCCAGUGUGACGUCGGCAGCAGUUGAUUUCUCAGGGCGAUGUGUUUUUGGGGGCUUACAGUCAUUGUAAGUGCUUUUGUGUACGUGGAAGCACAGCGAUGCUAGGCUCAUGUUGAGCCUCACAGCCAUUCCAGCAACACACACACACACACACACAUUUUUAAAAAAAACCUGUCUUUGAUACCAGUGUACUGUCUGUGAACGAUGAUGGUCCAACAACAUAUGUGACAAUUCCUGCUCAGCAGCAAUAAUAAAUGAAAUCUGCGCUUUGUUUUUUGCAACAAUUCAUACUAUACUUGUGUAUAAGCCCCACGGUGACUUGAGAUCUGGAGUCUAAUAUAAUUUUAAUACAUAAUAUGAGCCGAGGGAGAUGUUAUGUGUCAAGUUGGAUUAAGACCUAGUAAAGAGGAGCUUCUCUGAAACUUGGAUACCCGCGAGGCUCCGUGCAAUUAGACAGAUAAAAAGUGCAAUUACCCUUUUGUUGUUAUUCUAUUCUAUAGUUAUGUAAUGGUGUUUAAUGUCCAGGAUGUCCUCUGGGUAUAAGAUGAUUAUUUCUUCAUUUUGUGUUGUAUUUAUUUUUAAAAGAAAACAGAGUACAAUUUGUUCAUUUAAAAAAAAAAAAAACCCUUUCAUUAGUAAUUUUAUGCGACUGACACUUGUUUUUCCCAGGCAUAUACACAAGAGCAUUACUUUCACUCUUUUUUUGCACUUCAGAUAUUAGAGUUGUACAAAGCUUGGCUGCUCCACCUUUAUGUCUCGCUUUUUAAACUGCUUAAUGAAUUUUGCUUUAAACAUGCAUUUAAUCACAGCAUUACAUUUAAAAAAGUUGGUUUUCACAUAAAAACAUUGAAAAAUAUUUAGACAGGUGUAAGGUCGAAGAUUUAAGAUGUGGAUUGUGCUUCUUUUUUUUUUUUUUAACUUUCUACUCAUAGGAGCUGGCUCCUUUCAUGAAGUUUCGAGGCCACUUUAGGACGUUUUUACAAGCAGGCAUGUUCCUCUCUGAGAGCAGAUUCUCUUUCCUUUCGUCCAGCAUCAUGAACUGAUUUCUGCAUUUUAUAAUCCAUUUGGGCAGCAAAUCGGCUGAGAAGGAAAUGUCCUUUCUCAGCCUGGCUGUUCUGGGAUUUUAGGUUUGUUUUUCUGUCUGUCUGUCGUUCACAUUUGAUCAUGUCUGGGAAAAGUGUAACUUGCAUAAAGCUACGUUUGUUUACUACUGACUGGACUUGAACAUAUAUGACUGUUCCCCUGUCUUAUGAUAUCAUUCCACAAGUUUGUCUGUGAAUUUACUUUGGAAUAGUAACUGUAAAGAAUUUGGUAAAAGUACUUAUGUUUUUAAAAGAAAUAUUGAUGUGUUUUCAGUUUAAUUUCCCAUUAUUGAACAAAGUAUGUAGAAUUAAAAAGAACAACCAAAUAAAAAUUAAGUUACUUUUAA